CAGAAAGCGCUUUUUGGUGUUGUCAUUUAAUAAUCAAUGAAAAAAACUUGUAGUUUAAGAAAAAAAUGAAAAUAAUUGUGCUUUGAAGAGUUAUGUUAAGGUUUAUGUUGCAUAAAGUUAAUAGGCUAUCUAUUAUCUAAUCGCGAAAGGUAAAGUUCGCGAGUUAAAUUAGUGAAAUUGACGUGAAGAACACAAAUGGCUACGACAGUAGAAAAAAUUGAUAAAAUAGAAAAGAUUCAUGACGAUAUUUCUUCAUCAAAGAAUUCAGAACAAACAACGACUGCCAGAGAAUCGGAAACGACAUCAGAUUAUGUGAGGACAGGUGGUGCGCAUAAUGAGACAAUGUCGGAAGGAACUAGAGGGAGCGCUAUCAACAGCUCCAUAUCAAGGACGGCAAAGUCUGAUAAAGAGAAGAAAAUUGGACAUCGGAGAGUCGGCGAGGAUGGCGAAAUUACGUAUAAAAAGAUCCAGACGAGUACCAUUAUGGGCUCAAUUCAAUUAGGAAUACAACAUACAGUCGGAAGUUUAGCCUCUAAACCUAAACGUGAUUUAUUAAUGAUGGACUUCUGGGAAAUGGAAACAAUUUCAUUUCCACCCGAAGGAAGCAGCAUGACACCUGCUCAUCAUUACAGCGAGUUCAGAUUCAAAAUUUAUGCGCCUAUCGCCUUCCGUUAUUUUCGAGAUUUAUUCGGUAUACAGCCAGAUGAUUUCAUGAUGUCCAUGUGUUCAGCUCCAUUGCGAGAACUUUCAAAUCCUGGCGCAUCAGGUUCCAUAUUUUACUUGACCGACGAUGAUGAGUUUAUUAUCAAAACGGUUCAGCAUAAAGAAGGUGAAUUCUUGCAGAAACUUCUUCCAGGCUAUUAUAUGAAUCUUAAUCAAAAUCCCCGAACACUUUUACCAAAAUUCUUUGGCUUAUAUUGUUAUCAAUGCAAUAGCAAAAAUGUCCGUCUUAUUGCAAUGAAUAAUUUGUUACCGUCUUCGAUAAGGAUGCAUUUGAAAUAUGAUUUAAAAGGAUCUACUUAUAAGCGUAAAGCAAAUAAAUCGGAAAUGAAAAAAAAAUCUCCGACUUAUAAGGAUUUAGAUUUUAUGGAGCAUCAUCCAAAUGGAAUUAGUUUAGAAGCUGACACAUACGCGGCAUUAAUUAAAACAAUUCAAAGGGAUUGUCGAGUACUUGAGUCUUUUAAAAUCAUGGAUUAUUCGCUACUCGUUGGUGUUCACAAUAUGGAUCAAGCUCAAAAAGAGAAGCAGGAAGAAAUGAAAAAUAGACAUGCUAGAAAAGAAUCACGUGGUGGCGACGAAUCAGACUUAGAGGAUGCUCCGGAAGCAGAUCAAGCAAUGCAUGAAGACAGGGCUGGAACUUCAUUAAAUCGCACUAGUGCACUUCACAGAUCCAUUAAUCGCCAACGUUUAGUUGCACAUAGUACUGCAAUGGAGAGUAUUCAAGCAGAAAGUGAACCGAUUGACGAGGAGGAAGACGUUCCACCCGGUGGCAUUCCAGCACGAAAUGAUAAAGGAGAACGAUUGCUUUUAUUCAUUGGUAUUAUCGAUAUUUUACAAUCGUAUCGAUUAAAGAAGAAAUUGGAACAUACGUUCAAAAGUAUCAUUCAUGAUGGUGAUACCGUUUCUGUACAUCGCCCAUCUUUCUAUGCUCAACGUUUUCAAGAUUUCAUGGCCAAGACUGUAUUUCGAAAAAUUCCAUCGCCUCUCAAACAUUCACCGUCGAAACGGAAAAGUUUAUCAAAGGUCGCGCAUCAAAGAUCAACUGAAUCCGAGGCUGACAGUCAUGCAUCAGGAUCGGUCAACAUGCAAUUGAUUCGUGCAAUCAAUAAAGCCAAUAAGAGCAAUAAUAACUAUAACAAUAAUAAUAAUAGUAAUAAUCAGACGUCCUCCUCGAAUAACGUCACAACAACAAAUAGUAAGGUUGUAAUUGUUGCUCCGCCAACAGCAGCUGAAAAGAGUCAAGCACUUCUAGUCAGCCAAUAUGCCAAUUCGUCAAGUGGUGCUGUUGCAACUCCAGUCAGUCCCAGUGCAUCGUUACCGCCAUUAAAAAAGCGAACGUCAAUUGUUAAACAAUCUGUGCCACCUCCUGUUCCACCGCGUGGUUCGCCUCGAUCUAAAAGUAAAAAAUCAUUCACAAAUUCAUAUAAUUUCUAUUAUCGCACUAGUAAUAGAUGUCAUAAAAUUGAUCAUGAUAAAUUAAAGACUUUAGAAGCUAUGAGUGCUGUUAGUGGCACACAAAAGGUUAAGAAAUGGCUUGAAUCUGUUGAGAUUCCUGAUGAAGUCAUGUCGCCAGAUGAUGAGAUAGCAAAAUGUCAGGAAUUUAAAUUUAAAAGUGUCAAACGUCUCAUUGACUCAUUCACAAUGAAGGAUGGAUGUUCAAUUAAAAAGCCGGUUGUGAAUAAAGCAAGAAUCUCCGAUAGUAGUUUAGUUAAGGCUCGUGUAGAAAAUUAUAAUUCUCUUGAUCAUAGUGCAAUAGCUAAGCUAAAUAGAAAAGCUCAAUCAUUGUACAUAAAUGAGACAGAUUCAGGAAUUGAAAGCUCGAUUAAAGUGACAAACAGGCUCUUGUCGUCAGCCAAAAAAGAUAAAAUCGCUCAUCAUCAAUUCAGUCGUGAUGGCUCUGCCCCAUCAUGCUCAUCAACGCCACCACCCGCAUUUGACGAUAUCAGCGAGCAUGGAGUUUAUAACAAUCAAACGAAAAAUUUAAGCAAUGACUAUAGAAGUUCUAGUGAUAAGAGACUAAAUUCGCCUCGCAGUACGAGUUAUCGUGAAGAUUCCGUUAGUAUAUCAGACAUUCGUUUAGAAACACAAUUAGCUAAGGACUCAACAUCAUCAAAUAAUAGUAAUUAUGGCUCGAGAGGAGCUUUGGCUUGGACUCCACCAACAUCAAUGGAGGGCUCAACUCCAACAUGGACGGAAGGCACACCGAGUUUUACAGAAUCAAGCUCUAGUGAAAAUGGUGAAAUUGAAUUGUCUGGUUCCUCGUCACCUCUCAAUCAUUCAUCAAUGUCAGAUAAGCACAAGCCAACUGUUGAGAAAGCCCUUAACUCCCUAACAUCCGAAAUGGUGAGAGUCUGUUAUACUGAUUCUAAAAGUAUUAGAAUUCUUUACAAAUCCCAAGAUUUAUAAGAACAAUAAACACAACCAACAUCAUACACACACAUACACACGCAUGUAUGAAAUUUGUAUAGAACAGAAAAAAAAGAUAAAAGAUGUGAAAAAAAAAACUUUUUUCCUAGAAAACAAAAAAAUAUUAUUUUAAUUAAAACAAUACACGCGUACAUUGUUGAAGACCUUUACAAGUCAUUAUCUCUUGUCUUUUUUUUUCAUGAUCCUUUAAUGUAACUUUUUUUCUUGCUUUUAUUUUUGUUAUUCAACUUAUUUUUGUAUAAUGUCAGGAACAUGUAUAGUUAAUUUUAUUCUUAUUAUUCUUACUUUAUUUUUUGUUGUUAAAAUAUCCACGAAAAUGAUCCUAUAUAAUCGUAUAGCCUUAAAAAAAAAUUUUCUCGAAGAUUUGCAUCUUGAUAACGACAGUCGAGC
Molecule: messenger RNA, 3537 nt
Organism: Chironomus riparius
Lineage: Eukaryota; Metazoa; Arthropoda; Insecta; Diptera; Chironomidae
Source: the annotation of a GenBank genome assembly